Prunus avium (sweet cherry) is the source of this 1190-nucleotide messenger RNA. Lineage: Eukaryota; Viridiplantae; Streptophyta; Magnoliopsida; Rosales; Rosaceae. The record is from RefSeq and is a predicted model, not a curated record.
AGGUGUACACUUCCCUGUGGGACUUCCUUGCUAAAGAAAUGGACAUAAUCGAAAAGAUCUGGAAGGAUAAGAGAAUUAAACAUGCUCUUAAAAACCUUAUCCCUUUGCUCGUCGAGAAAGACAAUUCAUGGCAGAAUUCUAAAGAAGCAAAAGGCAAGACGAUUUCUCUGGGGUCAGUGGAAAAUCUUUGUAAGGAACCAACCAAUUCUAAGAAGCAGAGCAUUUAUAAGUAUAACCCAUUGCUUAUAGCAACUAUCACUGGAAUUGUGCCUAUUGUUGCAGAGAUACUUAGGCAGCAUCCUCAAGCAGUUGAGCACGUUAGCUAUAGUGAACAGAACAUUUUGCAUCUGGCCAUUAAGCACCGUCAAAGAGAGAUCCUUGAGCUUCUAAAAAGGAAGCCAAUAACCAUCUCAAGGUUGAAUGAGAUGAUUGACAGUGAUGGCAACACCAUAUUGCACCAAGCUGCAGAUAGGAGCUACUACUCUGUAGCAAUUUCUGAGAAAUUAAUUGGCCCAGCCAUGCAAUUGCAAGCAGAGUUGCAUUGGACGAUGGGUGUGAAGAACAUAUUACCACCUCAUUACAUCAUGCACCACAACAACAAGGAUCAGACAGCGGAGGAGCUGUUCAAUGAUGAGCAUAAUGAGCUUCUGAAGUCCGCACAAGAAUGGAUAAAAGACACAGCACAGUCGUGCUCAACUGUGGCGGUGCUGGUGGCCACCGUUGUCUUUGCAGCCGCCUACACCAUGCCUGGGGGUACCGAACCAAAUGGCCUUCCUGUUUUCCAUGAUUCUCCUCUCUUCUGGCUCUUCACCUGCAUGGACGUUGUGGCCAUCGCCUGCUCAUUGUCUUCGGUAGCCUUUUUCCUCUCUAUUCUCUCCUCUCCCCUUGAGUACCCGUUUUUCUGUCAUGGUCUUCCCCGCAAGCUCAUGAUUGGGUUCACCUUGCUCUUCUUGUCAAUGGCAACCACCAUGCUCGCCUUCGCUGCUACCAUUUUGCUUGUGAUUCAUAUUGAGAAGAAAUGGACUAAGUCUCUGCUUUACUCUAUUGCCUUUUUUCCAGUCCCUCUAUUUGGCUUGCUGCAAUUUCCUAUGUUCCAGUCUUUCAAAGAUAUAUAUCGGAAAAUUACCAAGAUUUUCCACCCCUUCUCGGCUUUUCGAAAUAGGGUGCUUGGUAAGAGCAAGGCGAAGUAA